CUUCAAGAGAAAAAUGAUUAAAUCCAAAUACUGAAAAUCCUUCAUCUUGUCUCUAUUUUAUCUUCUUCUAUUUCAAUCAGAUCAUCAGUGGUUUAAAUCCUAAAACUAUCUGUGUUGAUGUUGUGUCUCUGCUUGUCUUCAGUGUGCUGAGAGCAGAGAAAUCAUUUCCAUAGAGACGAGGCUUUGCAUGGUCAGCUGAUCCUCCAGGGAACUGAGAAGGUUUAUAGUCCUGUGAGUUCAACACUGCAGGACUCAGAUCUGUCAGUCAACCCAGCAGAACCAACAAGCACCAUGACUCUCAUCACCAUCCUGAUCUGGACGCUGCUGACCUGCUGCUGUUUUACAGGAUGCAGCGCUCAGGUGACUGUGACUCAGCUUCCACUGAUGACAUUUACACCAGGAUCCACUGUCAACAUCAAGUGUACAACAAGUCCUGCUGUUGGAACAUGUUCUGGCAGUCCUUGUAUGUCCUGGUAUCAGCAGAAACCAGGACAGCCUCCAAAGCUCCUGAUAUAUCAGGUGAAUAAUCUUGAGUCAGGAACACCAGAUCGGUUUAGUGGCAGUGGAAGCAGCUCUGUCUUCACUUUGACCAUCACUGGAGUUCAGGCUGAAGAUGCAGCAGUUUAUUACUGUCAGAGUGUCCACAGUGGCCCAGUGUGGACUUUUGGUGGAGGAACCAAACUCAUCGUUCACUCCGGCCCCAAGGUCAGACCCUCAGUCUCUCUGCUGCCCCCCUCCUCUGAGCAGCUCUCUGGGGGCUCGGCCACGCUGGUCUGCCUGCUGAGUGGCUACUCUCCUCAGGGAGCCGUUGUGAGCUGGGAGGUGGACGGUACCGAGGUGACAGAAGGGGUCCUGACCAGCUCAGAGGAGGAGAAGAGCAGACGUUACAGCAGCAGCAGCACCUUAAGCAUGAGUGAGGAGAACUGGAUGAAAGGAGAGCUGUACUCCUGCAGGGUCCUCCAUCAUGACCACAGCGAGACCCAGACCAUCCAAAGGAGCCACUGUGAGGGACAGAGAGGCUGAUCGAAGCCCUGGACAGGAGCUCUUAGUGGAGAGCAGGAGGAAAACACCUGCUGCUCUCAUCAAUAUGAGUUUGAAUGUCAGGAAGAGAAACUAAAGCUUUGUGUGACGCUGAACAACACUGCUGCAAAAUUUUCAUGAAUAACUUCAACUCAUGUGUGGAGCUCAGCAGCUGGAUGUGAGUGAGAUUAAUCUGCUGUGUGCUCUAAUAAAGCUUGCUCUGAUACAUUA
Molecule: messenger RNA, 1251 nt
Organism: Girardinichthys multiradiatus
Lineage: Eukaryota; Metazoa; Chordata; Actinopteri; Cyprinodontiformes; Goodeidae
Gene: igl4v8
Product: immunoglobulin light 4 variable 8
Exons: 4
Coding region: 292-1023 (243 amino acids)
Biological process (GO): immune response; immunoglobulin production
Source: RefSeq, a predicted model, not a curated record